Messenger RNA from Theobroma umbraticum, 1374 nucleotides. NCBI's taxonomy places the organism in Eukaryota, Viridiplantae, Streptophyta, Magnoliopsida, Malvales, Malvaceae. The record is from RefSeq and is a predicted model, not a curated record.
AUGGCACAGAGAUCGACUUCCUUGGCAUUCAAGGUUCGUAGGUGUGAACCAGAGCUAGUGGUCCCGGCUAAGCCCACCCCUGUUGAGCAUAAGCCAUUGUCGGACAUUGAUGAUCGAGAAGGUCAUCGAUUUGAAUGUCCUGUAAUCCAAUUUUAUCGAUAUAGCCCUUCCAUGCAAGGGAGGGACCCUGCUAGGGUUAUCAGAGAUGCACUUGCAAAAACUCUAGUGUUUUAUUAUCCAUAUGCUGGUAGGUUAAGAGAAGGGCCUAAUCGCAAGCUGACCGUGGACUGUACCAGCGAAGGCGUGUUGUUUAGUGAGGGCGAUGCCGAUGUUACACUCGAGCAGUUUGGUGAGGAGCUUCAACCACCAUUUCCAUGCAUGGAGGAGCUUCUCUAUGAUGUUCAAGGUUACGGUGGAGUGCUAAAUUGUCCAUUGCUUUUAAUUCAGGUAACACGAUUGAAAUGUGGGGGUUUCAUCUUUGCCCUACGCCACAACCACAGCAUGAGUGAUGCUAUUGGCUUGGUGCAAUUCAUGUCGGCAAUGGGCGAGAUGGCACGAGGUGCACUUGCUCCCACAAUCUCACCCGUUUGGGAAAGACAUCUCCUAAAUGCUCGAAACCCACCUCGAAUUACAUGUACGCACCAUGAGUUUGAACAAGUGAUCCAUACCAAUGCCAACAAAAUCACUCAAUUGGACAACAUGGUUCAUCGCUCUUUUUUCUUCGGACCCAAACAAGUCUCAGCGCUACGCAGAUUGGUUCCCCCGCACUGCCGAUGUUCAACUUUUGACAUCAUAGCCGCAUGCUUAUGGCGAUGUCAUACCAUAGCCUUGCAACUUGACCCGAACGAAGACGUUCGCAUUAUUUGCGUCGUAAAUGCACGUUCCAAGUUUAAUCCUCCAUUACCCUUAGGAUACUAUGGCAAUGCAAUUGCCUACCCAGCAACCUUAACAACUGUGGGAAAACUGUGCCAAAAUCCAUUAUGGUAUGCGAUAGAGCUAGUGAAACAGACCAAGGCAAAGGUAACAGAAGAAUACAUGAAAUCGACAGCAGAUUUUCUUGUGUCUAGAGGCCGACCUGCCCUUUCCCUGACCCGAUCUUUCCUAGUGUCAGACGUGACACGUGCCAAGUUCGAAGAUGUUGAUUUUGGUUGGGGCAAGGCGGCGUACGGUGGACAAGCCAAGAUUAUGGAUGGAAACCAUCUUUUACCAUUCACAAACAAGAAAGGGGAAGAUGGGAUUAUAAUGCCAAUUUGCUUGCCAGCAACACUUAUGGAAAGAUUUGUUAAGGAGUUGGAUAGCAUGUUGAAGGAUGAGAGCACAGGUGAAGGUAAGAGUAAUUCUGAUUUUAUCAAAUCAAAUUUGUCAAAGAUAUAA